AUGCGAAAUCAAACCAUUUCACAAGAGAAUUUGACCCAUUCAGCAGAGGAAGAAAGUAUAUUACAGAAGGUCAAGACUAAAGAAGAUCCAACUGAUAAUGAUCCCGCUGCUAAGCUGAAUGCAACGCAAAAGAAUAUUACAUUUGUGCAACCAAAUUCGGCUUCAGCCGCAUUUGUCAAAACAAAAGAGGAUUAUUCUCCAGAAACCCCGCCAUAUUUUAAAUAUGCCGCCGUAGGACCCAACGAAGAUUCUGAUGGCACUACAUUUGAAGAAAUCGCAGAGAAGGAGAACAGGACAAACUCGUUAGAUGCUAUCAACGAGAUCCCUAGAGAAAUGAAUAAUAUAAACAACAUCAAUGGCAAUUAUAGCGAAGAAUUGGAAGAAAAAGAAGAAAAAGAAGAAAAAGAAGAAAGAGUGUUAAGUCUUAGUGAGCUAGAUUGGGAUGGACCUGAUGACAAGGAUAAUCCACAAUCGUGGUCUAAAUUUAAAAAAUGGUGGAUAACGUAUACAGCAGCCAUAAUGUGUCUUUGUUGUUCUCUUGGUUCAUCGAUGUAUACAAGUGGGAUUCCAGAAAUAAUGAUACGUUUUGGAAGUUCGCAAGAGUUGUGUUUAUCAGGUCUUACUUUUUACUUGAUUGGGUUAGCAUUAGGUCCCGCAAUCGCGGCUCCUUUAUCCGAGGUUUUUGGUAGAAAACCACUUUACGUGUAUUCUUGGCCAAUUGCCAUGUUGUUUAUCAUGGGUGUCGGGUUGGCAAAAAACAUGAGAACUCUAUUGGUACUUCGUUUCUUUUGUGGGUUUUUUUCAAGUCCUGCUUUGUCAAUUGCGGGUGGAACAAUUUCCGAUUUGUGGGCCAACAGACUUUUUGAUCAGUCUAUUGCCGUGGCCAUUUUUUGUUUGUGUCCUUUCCUUGGUCCUGUUUUGGGCCCUAUUAUUGGUGGAUUCGCAGCUGAGCACAAAAACUGGCAAUGGGCAGCUUCUUGGGUUUUGCUUAUGUUCUUUGGUGCUAUUUGGCCAUUUGCCAUUUUAGCCCCCGAGACUUUCAAACCUGUUAUAUUGAGUCGUAGGGCUCAGAAGCGCGGUUUAAAAGUUGAUACCCCAAAGUUAAAUAUGGAGUUUUUCAAAAAAGUGAUACGAGUCAACUUGCUUAUGCCCUUGGUGUUGUUGGCUUCGGAACCAAUUGUGUUGAUUAUGUCUAUUUACAUUGCUUUUAUUUUUGCCGUUUUGUUUGGGUUUUUUGAAGCAUUUCCUGUAAUAUUCCGCGGCGUUUAUCGAAUGAGCUUGGGUGUUUCUGGUCUCCCUUUUAUUGCUGUUGGUUUAGGGUUAAUUUUGGGAGUGUUAUUCUAUACAGUUCUUGAUUUUGUGUACUAUUUCCCCAAAAACGCUGACGGAACUCGUGGUAAUAAAGAUGAGAAUGGAAAGAUUAUUAUUGAUUCUCCAGAAAAGAAGUUAUUAGUGGGCAAGAUUGGUGCUAUUUGUUUACCGAUUGCCUUGUUCUGGUUGGGAUGGAGUGGGAGGACACAGUCUGUCCAUUGGAUGGCUCCCGCUGUAAGUGGAGUUCCGUUUGGAUUUGGCUUGAUACUAGUGUUUUUUUCCGUUUUGUUAUAUUUUGCCUUGUCGUUUCCACCAGUCAUUGUUGCCUCGGCUAUUGCUGCAAACAAUUUGUUGCGGUAUUUGUUGGCAUCUGUUUUCCCGCUUUUCACAGUACAGUGUUUUGAGAAUUUGGGUAUAGGUUGGGCAGGAUCUCUAUUUGGUUUUAUUGCGUUGAUUAUGGUACCAGUACCGUUUGUAUUUGAACGAUAUGGUGCCAGGUUAAGGAACCGAAGUAAAUUUGGUUAUGCGGCUUACUUUAGGAAAUUGGCCGAGGAAAAAGCAUUGAAAAAAGCUGAGGAAAGCGAGAACAAUGAUGUUGAUGUUGAUGUUGAAGAAAACUACAACCAGUUGAGUUCUGAUGGUCUGGGAAUUGAAGAAAAAAUAGAAGUAUCGCAAAAAGUUUAA
Lodderomyces oxycetoniae is the source of this 1995-nucleotide messenger RNA. It is a transcript of the gene TPO4, whose product is annotated as Tpo4p. Bases 1 to 1995 code for a protein of 664 amino acids. NCBI's taxonomy places the organism in Eukaryota, Fungi, Ascomycota, Pichiomycetes, Serinales, Debaryomycetaceae. Gene Ontology annotation, cellular component: plasma membrane. Gene Ontology annotation, biological process: spermidine transport; spermine transport; transmembrane transport. The record is from RefSeq and is a predicted model, not a curated record. Gene Ontology annotation, molecular function: spermine transmembrane transporter activity; spermidine transmembrane transporter activity. The transcript has a single exon.